This is a messenger RNA of Spirometra erinaceieuropaei, 12623 nucleotides long. The record is from the annotation of a GenBank genome assembly. Lineage: Eukaryota; Metazoa; Platyhelminthes; Cestoda; Diphyllobothriidea; Diphyllobothriidae.
AUGGAAAACAUGCAUGCUGCCCUUUCUGGACCCGUAUAUCCUCCAGAGGAAGGCCGAACUCGCCCGAGGACAGACCGUGAUCUUAAAAUUCAACGUGCUACAAUUCCUAACUCUGUGUCUGGUCAGCCGACUGCACAUCCUCCGGGGGGUGUCCUGAACUCUCAUCCUCUUAACCAACCGCCCAAUAUAACCCUCAAUGAACGACUGCGGAAUGAAAUGAAUGUGUGUCGCAGCGAUGCUUCAAACGCACUUUACAUAACGGUGAAGAAUUCGCAUGGCACCAUAUCGCCGCUGCCCCCGGCCCUUUCGCCCGCCAGUCUUUCUCCCGCAAAUUCGUCCAACUUCAAUAGUUCUCGUGCUUCCCCUGCGCCACCCGUUAUUGCUGACGAGGAUGAACUUCCACCGUCAUUGCCAUAUUCUUCUGCGCUUCCCAACUGCCCGACCGCACCGCCAAAUUUAACAAGCUCGGUGGAUGUGCCGAGUAAGUCUACUGACUAUGAACCCUUCGAGAAGAGGACGCGCAUUCGAACUCCAUCCUCUUCAUGCACAUCCGAAUCAACAUCAUCCUCCAGUUCGACCUCUUCAAGUUGUGAGGACGUACCCUUAAGACAGUCGCACACCAAUGGUAUCCCUAUUUUAGAGAAGAUGUCGGUUUCGUUAAUAGCGCCAAAAGUGGAAUCGACUAAAAUUUCACCCACUGUGUCUUCUCCUGCUCAAAAUUCGCCGGCAGCAGCUUUAAUUGACAGCCCUAGGCGUCCAGUUGCAGCAAAAGUGACAACUGUGUGUUCACCGACAAAGGAGGCCGCUUCCACUGACGGACCCACCUUACCUGCGGACGAGGCAAAGACCGAGGUAAAAGUUGAUUUAUCAACCGAGCAGAAGGCCGCCGCACCGCAGGUGACAGCAAAGAAAAGGCGCGCUCCGGCCAAACGCAAGCGGGCGGUUGCAAAGCGCUGGAAGCGUGAUUCAGAGUCCGACUUCGAGUUUGACGGUCGACUUGGUCCCCGUAGAGCCAAAAGUGCCGUGACUCUUGUCAAGAGUGUUAAAGAAAAAGCAAAGAGGUAGGUGUCUGUCAGUAAAUAAAGUUAAACAGGGCUUGUCUAUCUGUUGCGCUUCCUGAAAGGCGAAUUCGUAUCCACAAGUUAUCAUUAACGGUACCCCUUUCGUCCUUAAUACUCUUUGGAUUCAUUGGUUCGGUGCCUUAUAUCCUGGAUAAAGCCAUGUGGUUUCUUGUCACUACUUUGAAAAGCAUGCUUAGCUCUGUAACCGUGCAUAAGGCAUGGGCUCCGAUUCUCCCAUAGUCAGCUUUAAGUAGCCUGUCAGAUUACAACGUAUUAGACUGUGCGUCCUCAUUCUGAACUCAGAUAUUGAACGCAUCUGACAACGAAAAGUACGAUUACUCACACUUCCAUGAAAUCUUACCAUGGCUUUUAUCUGUUACUCGUUGCUGUUUGUACCAUCCCUUUCCUGUUUCUCCCAAUGACUCCGCCACUUAUUCUCUUAACGCCCGACUACGGCAUGUGUAUCUUCAUGUCUUUCUUUGAGGCCCUGGAACAUUUACGCACAAAAAUAGGCUUUAAGUUUUAUCGCCUCGAAAGAAGUUGGCCGUCUCACCUAGAAAUUUUCCGUCUUAGGACGCAUGCAUUGGGAUCGUGUUUUUGCCCCAUGUCGCUCAAACGCAAGGUUAGCCGAACGAUAUUUGCAUAAAUUUUUGCGCACAGACUUAAUAAUAGAGAGGUGAGGGUGUUGCGGGCAAAGCUUCCACUCGUUCACCUUGUUGAAAGAUAUAGAAGCAAGCGCUUUGGAGGUAUUGGCUAGAGUACUUACGCAGAAUGACGAACGAACUUCUUACAGAAUCCUAUAAAGAGUCUCUGGCCACUAACUAUCCGAAAAGCCGAGCUACUUUUUUCUCGCGACAUUGUUUAAUCGUCCGACGCACCUCCAUUAACAUUGAGUGUGGAUGGAAACAGCUCUAAUGGAAGGCAUCAUUAAAGCCGUUUCAAAUAUCGUAUUGAUCGUCUUAUGGCCAUUUGGACCAUACCAUUAACAACUUUAUGGACGAAUAACUAAUUUAAGAUAUUUCAUUCGCGUAGUCAAUCCACAUGACCAAGUGCUUCAGUAUGUCUUUGAAAUGUGGAGCGGUUAAUUUCUCGUUUGUCCUUAAAAUGGGCCUCAGAUCAACGCACAGCUAACGGGGGUUGACAUGGAUCUUCCCCAUCACCCAUAGAUUACCUUGGUAAACUUGUACUGUUUGAUUGGCGAAGUUUGUCUCCAGUUCUGCCAUUCCAUCUCGAUAGUUUAUAAUUAGUUGAGACCAGGUGGAUCUAUGGUCUUUAUUGUCACAGACUUCACCGAUUCAUCCUUUUCCAGAGAAUGUUUCAAUAUUUAGGUAGGUCUUUUAUGCUCCAGACAAAUUUUGCGUGCUCCGCGAUUACAGCAAGUUUACAAUGUAGAUGACAGACGCUUGAAUUAGCUUGCUAUCGUGACUGCUGUAGGGCGAACGGAGAUUUUUAUUGCCUCAAUAGUGUUCUUAUGUUUGGAAAGAAUUUAUACGCUUUACUAAUGGCACAGAAGAGCAAGAAAACUUGUGUAUUUGCCCCCACCAUAGCUUAACUUACACCGCGUCCUAACUCUUUUAAGCUCACCACCAUUGAUUUUUGGUCACAGUUUCACUGUCUUUAAAGCCGUUUGGUCGAAUACAGACUUCGUUGCGACCUACUAGUAAAUUUUCGAUACCUGAAGGUUGACGUGCACCCCUAUGAUUAGAUUCAGGUUACUUUUGUCGUUUCCUGGAUCGCGUUUACGCUCGCCAACUCCAAUAACAUUUCAUAUAGUCCUUAUUCACACGCGAGAAUCUGCGGCGGCUACUAUGAUGAACUCGAUCUAGUCUCUUCCCCAGUUGUGAAUGCUGUAAGUACUCGAAAAAGCCGGUUUUUGAUAACCCUCUUUUUAUUCUGCAAUAAGGCGGCGACCAUAAACGUGGGAUGACAGCACCGAACGAAUGGGUUGGUCUACGAACAACUUUUCUGAAUCAAAUUAGUCACAUUUUCUGAAUAAUCUACAGUAUCCUAUCGGUGUUGUCGCGUCGAGCGGGAGCUUCCUCAUGGGAGACGAUGCCCGCAUACUUUGCCAAAAGUAGCUGAGAAUCUCCAGUUUUCGUACAUACUCGACCACUUACAGGCCUAAAGGAGAACGAAGCGUAAAAUUCAGAUUUCUUGUGGCGAUUGGGAUGUCGUCGCGGUUCUAUAGAUUCUUUCGACAACUAACAAAGACCCUUCAAUAGGCAUCAGUUCAGCAGCCAUGAUUCGUUGUGAUGGCUUACCAGGAGUUUUAUAGUGCCAUGAAUAUGCUGGUUUUCCGGUCCCAUUAAAUCAGACGUUACAUCCUCUGGUUGUUCAUUUCUAACGGAAGGAAAUCUGCACAGGAUCGAUUCUACACCCCCUGCCGAUUAUAAGGUUUUGCGAAGAAUUCUGGAAACAAAAUUAUACAUAACAACUGGCUGCGUGUGUUUCUGACCUGCACAACUGUCCUUCUAGUUUGCCAAACGCAUCCCGCUUUAAUAACUACACGUAAGCCGCCUAAAGACCCGGUUCUUUUCUGACGUCCCUACUUUUAUUUCCUGUGAGUUUCUACUUAAGUAAGUUCAGUAAGGGUAUGAUUAUUUUCUGAUCAAUGAUAUGCACCACCUAUGUUUGCGGUGGAAAACCAAUUGUUCGCUGAGUUGCGUAAGAAACUUCGAGUUUUUAGAAAGAAGUCUUCUAAAAAGUGCACAAGAGGCUUCAUUGCCUAAUUUAGUUUAACUUGAUUGACGAUAGGUUGCAUCCAUUUCGAACGUUCGGCCGAAUUUCCAGUACUUCUCAAGAGUUGCUACAGAUAAGAAUGCGGACCUAAUUGGGGUCGAAAGUAACUUUUACUCAUCUUAGUACUUGUGACCAGCCAACAGUCAGGCUCGAGUACCCGUCACAGAGACUUAUGUUGAACGAAAUCUAGAUCAGCCGUGAGGUCUGUGGAGCCGGUGGUUGUAAGCCUCUGACAUGGCUGACGUGUCCAGAGUCGUCUGGGAACGAUAACAGUUAGAACCGUCACAGACUUUUAUAUAAAAUAUUCUGUGACAAUUCUAACAUCCCGUUUCAUCUCCCCUCUGAAAGGUGUGCUCGAAAAUGACCGAGUUCUGGGCAUCAUACGCGACCUGCUCCCGAUGUUUUGUUGUUUGCUAGGCCUUUACCGUCGUAUAGUCAACAAAUGACUGCGAAUUACAGACGGACUGACAUAUGUAGCCUCUUUUUUGUUGUGCAAGUUCAGUAUUGCGUGAUUUUAACAGAAGAGUGGGGGACGAGAGGUUUUAAAGGCAGAACAAGCAUGAAACGGAGUUCGAAGUGAGGACUCCGGAAAUGGUAGUGACCGAUUGCUCAUCGAAGUCGAGAAAGUUCGGUAUUCACAUCGCGUCCAUUCACUCUAUCUGGGGGAUCACUAGCGUCGGCUCAUAACUUGGUGGUGUGUAGUGUUGCUUGAAUUUGAGACCACUCGAUGAAUGUCGCUGCUGCGACCUACCAGCCCUGGUGAUAUUUUCUGGGCAAAUUCGAUUUCACGUCUCAAGUAAUAACUGCGAAACUGCACUUUGGUUUUUUAGGCAGACAUCUGUAGAGUUUUCUAACCGACGAAGCUGUUACGACAAAAGCGAACUAGUUUAAAGUAAGGCCUUCGUCUCUUUUGGUCUCCAGCAGAGCGGAGCCGAAUUCUCCUUUUCAGAACCAUGAAAAUAAGAAGCUCUUGUUAUUUUAUAGUACCAAAGACUAUGCACGGAGCCUGUUGGGCUUGGCCAGAGAGUGAGCAUCCAGCCAGAAUGCAGCCCGACUCAAAUGUUUUGCCAGUUCCGGCACCCCACAUCGGCCGCAUCGUGCACUUUAAACGGAUAGGUAUGCAGCCGACUUUACCGGCUGCUAACUUAUCAUUAGAGUAACGUACUUCCCGCGAUGUCGAGGCCGUCCACUUGAAAGAUGACCGUCUUGGUCGAAAGUGCCAGUAAGUCUUUAAUAAUCGUCAUGCCACGUAUGAACGUCAGAGCUCUUGGUUGCAUGUCCGGUCGAAGAGUUGUUUGACACCAUCUGACUAGUCUUGUCGCCGACAAUAAUGAGCAGGUAACGGUGCGAUAGUUUUCGUUUGUUCGGUUAUGACAGAGGGAUCGUCACGCGGGACACACACGGCAGCUUGCCAACAAUGUCCACCGUGUGCUCUACAACAAGCUGCGCGUGCAUUUCUUUAUAGCGAUAGUGGACUUACGCAUCAUCUACGCCCUCUCCCCCCAAUUGGCCCGGUGUCAUGACAAAGGUAAUAAGACCUAAGGUGGGCGGGGCGUAGGUGGCUGGCACGGCAAGAGCCGCGCCUAGACGUACCACCACGCCCGCAACAAACACUUAACCAGGAUUUUAUACAUCAAGAAAAAGGGGACAACUCUGAUCCCACUGAAUGGGAGUGUCAUAGACGCCACAUUAAGAAGGAACCAUUGCUGUCUGGCUCUCAGCCCAUCAGUCUGCUACUCCACACAAACACACACUGAGCUACACGCGAGGUCCGAGGUAUCUCGUCAGUUGGCAACCUUCCAAUUCGCGGCCUCUCACUUUCUCAUUAUGUACUCCAACUUUUUUUACCACUUGCCUACCGUUGUUAGAAUUUAUUGAAGUGCUUUAGUUCCUGCGGGAUCCGCUUGUGCUUCGGCUAUCCCUAGAGUAUGUAUACUAUGUUCCUAUGGAGACCUCGCUAUUCGACUUCGUAUAUUUUUUCAAAAGUGAGUCACAAGCUGGCAUUGUGUUUAGGGCACACGACCUUGCAGUGAAUUCGAAGUUUGUUCACGGUUCUCUCUGACACCGUCAUUGCAUAUGACCCGACCGUGACGGCCGCUAGGGCCUUUUUUUUACUGACGAGCAGCCCGACGUCUUAUUACCACCUACAAGGCAAUCCGAUUGCUAAUUUCACUCCCAGUCAAAACACCGCACCGUUUUGCGCUUUUUGUGACAUUCGUUGUGCGAUGUGCGGACUCUACGCAACCAGGUUAACGUGUACCAGGCCCGUUUUGGUCCAGCGCAUCUCCCACGUAGUCUGUCUUAGGGACACAAUGUUAAACACCACUGGAGCGAAUAUAAACCAAUGAUUGGGGUGUUUUUCCUCUCUCAGCAGAACGUCCAGGAAUGCCAAGGGCAAGACUGAAAGCAAAUUACCAAGUGGGGCUGAAUUGGCCUCCCGUCGACGCUACCUUGAGUCGCCCUUCUUCUGCCUCUGCCAAUCCUCCUCGUCAUCCGAAGCUGUUGGCGUUUCCGGAUCCUGUGGUGGUAGCGGUGAGGCCACGAAGGACGUCCUCUGUGAUCUGCCCUCCUCAAUGCCUGCUCACGUUGUGAACCCUGCUCUGAAGGACUGCUCCUCAGCUUUCUACAGCCUCGGCGAUCCCCGGGUCACCUCUCUUUGUCCUCUUUUGCAGGAACAGAACGCUGGAAGGGCGGGGGUUGGCAACAAAAACGCCCUCUGCGGUGGCGCGGCUUCCUUUGUCAGUGACCGAACCGCAAACUCUGAACUCCAGUCCUUCUUUGCAAACUCCUUCUACAAACCCACCCUACGGCCUAAUGUCCGUGACACUCGCCUGCCCUCAACGUACUCAGACUCUGCGUGUGGUGCCUGGUGUUGUGUGUUUUGCGGCGAGGACCCUGACUUUCUGUUGAUGGGUCCUCUCUACGGUCCUUACUUCCUGGCAGAGCCGACUGCUAGCAAACUGUUGGCCCAACAGACUGGUGACACGCAGCAACAGUCUGCGGCGUUGUCUGCAAUUCCAUCCGACCUCGUUAUCACGCCCUCCUCGCCUCGUAAGUCAAUGACCAGCAACUCGGAAGUCGUGAGCUCAGCAGUGACGCGAUCUUCGGCCGCCGCUGCUAAUCCCGCCCGUCCGGUAGUUGCCGCGAACACGGGUGGUCUCCGAUUGGUCAUCAAGGCACUCUCUCCGACGUUGACCGGUUCCGUGGUGGUGAGCAGUGUUAAGAGCUCCAACAGUGGCGGUAGCAGCAACAGUAGUGUCGCUGGCAGAGGCCGAAAAAGUGGUGCUAUUGGCGGUCGAAAAAGUGGCGGCGGCAGGAGAGCCAAAUCAGCAGCGCAGCCGCCGGCACCGGCACCGUCGCCACCACCGCCACCCCCGCCGGCACCCACACGUCUCCGCAUAGGCCUCGGUGGUGAGGUCUGGUUCCAUUUCGAGUGUGUACUCUGGGCCUCGGGCACCUCGAUCCACGGCGACGGCACUAUCAGCGGUCUGGAGGACGUCGUAAGCAUGGCUUUAGAGGCGGUGAGUGUCUAUAUUCUUUUUUCCCCAUCCAUGGCUAUUUUACCUCUUGGAGUAACGAUCGGUCAGAUGACUGAUUUUCAAUCUCUAUUGGCACGCUAUGUCGAAGGCCUCGUGCCAAACCUUUUGACGUCUAUUUCCGAAAGCCGGACCCGUCGCCUCUAAGGACCGCAACAGUAGACGCACACUUAGCUGGCCGUCGGUCUUUUUUCGACGUCUAGUUUUUGGCAGCACUAAAAUCGCUAGGACCACCUUUGUGGACCUGGGCAAUCGUCUCCCCCGUCAUCUCAGCAUCGUGAUAUCUGAAUACACUUACGAGUGUUUCUGUUGCCAGUCAUGAAGUACAUAAGAGAGUCCAAAAUGUCUGGCUGCUUGUGUCGCCGAGUUGUCGAGUGUUGGACUACCUAGGUACGAAUUGUCCCCAUUCAAGAUAGCCGUUCCAUGUAUGUGUCAUUGUAGGCAGACCAGACCAAAGUGAACCACUGUAUGAAUAUUACGCGACGUUGAUGUAAGCUUACAUCCAGAGAUUGUUUUCUUGUCAUAUUUUAGAAUCAGUGCCUCCUUGGGCGCGCUGAUAUGAAGCAACUGUGUCAUUGCUACGUAUUUCGUAGUCGCCUGUGUAUGCAGUUAGUUACCUAAUAUUAAUAGCCCCCCGUAACUGCGUCACUUUUGUACAGACCUUAGUGGUGGAAACCAAGUCAAGCUCCUGUUGUGCAUUUUAAGUUGGGAAAAACGGCAGAAAGUCGCGCUACUGCUACCUUGCAUAAUCCAGUCAUUUGAUUUGCGAGUGAAAGUUGCUUCGAGACAAGUAUUGGGUUGAACCAGGGAAACCGAAUAUUGGAGUUUAAGUUGAGUAUAUGAAGACUAUUUAAGGUACAGAUCAUCCUAUUUCUUGACUACGGAUUGUCCUACUUGGAACGCCGCAUCUUUUAUUCCAAUUUUCCUCUUUUCCUUCUAAUAGGCAUGUUCCCACUGCAAGAAACCCGGUCCCAUCCUCAGCUGUCGCAGCCGCGGAUGUGGCCUGUGCUACCACUUCAACUGUGCUCGUUUGGCAGGUACUCUUCCUAUUCUUUUUGCGUUUCUCGGAAUUUUCUCGUUGAGGUUCGCCUUGUAAAAUGGUACCUCACGCGCUUUGUCGUUUUUGUGGUCUGUCGUGGCCAUGGUUGCGCUGUCACCCACAUGAACUGAAACGGUGUUUAUGAGUACUUAUCUUACUCUAGACGAAACUGGCUUGGCCGAUGUUACCUUGCCAGCGACCGACAAUUGCAUGCCGCCGCCGAGUUUUAGUCCCAUUGUCCGAAAGCGAGACCGAGUAGUGACUAGGUAAGAGGGUGUAGUGUAAGAUUUCAUCGUCCGCAAAGACAACUUUCUACAACGUUGUCACCAAGAGGUGUCUCCCACUGCCGGGAUGAGAUCGAACCUAGAGAGAGGAUCUACCUGUGGGGGAGGUGGCGAAUACUCCAGGGGCACUAAUUGUAUGACAUUUAGAGUCCUUCCAGGUGACUGUUACGUCGGGAAUAAGCUUUCCCAGUCGUUCAACAAUACCCGAAAUUCGCGAGUUCUCGUGAAAAGCGUGUUCAAUUUGCUGAAGGAGUUUCUGGGCGCAAGGACGUGUUCAGCGCGGUCAGGCGCUUAUUUUCCGCCUCAUGAAUGCUAUGCAUGUGAAGGUUUCGAUUGGCCGCCAUUGGGCGUUUCAUCUAGCCAUCCAGGGCGUCAGAGUCCAAGUCUUCACCAUAUCGAUGUGUCUCGGCCCCGUUGAACAGUUUUGUCCCACAACUGUUGGAAACACCUAGGGUCUCAACGGAGUUGUCCCUACGCUAACCAAUUGAUGCUUUUUGAAGGACGUGCUUCCCGUCGUACGCGGUAACACAGACUGCCCAACACCUAAAUCACGGAAGCAAUCUGUUGAAGAUGACCACCCUCGAUUCUGACGGGUCAGUUGUCCUUGAGGCGGUUAUCUCGUCAUGUAAACACAGAGCCAACAUGUUUCGUCGCCUGGGGUAUUAAAACCUGCUGUUAGUCACGACCACACUGCUACCUUCGACAAAGCCGGUAAAUGGGGAUCUGUCCCUACAUCUUACAGAUCCGACAGGCACUUAGUGGGUCAUUGGGUCAACAUUUGCGCCCUAUCCAUUCUCCACUCUCUCGUUUCAGCGCAGUUGAUGCCGCUGUCUCCACUCGUUAAGUCUACAACAGACGCUGCCAUGGCAGGGCCAUUUCAGUCUCCGCUCAGGUUUUGGGGACAGGAAAAACUUUUUCGGUCAAAAUAAGAUGAGACUGAAGUCAGAACGUGUGACGACCUCACAGUCGGCCAUCCAGCUGCAGCCUGACUGGAGGUCUUUUUUCCCACUGGGAGUUGUGUAUUUUGUGAGUUGAAAACGUCACAUCUUUAUCCCGCGUGGUCUGUUGACCUUGACCUGGCCUUGAGGCAAAGACGGAAGUCUGUCGCCACCGAGGCAGAAGGCAGUUAUGGCGGACUGUCGGAAAAGGACGGACCGUAAAUUGCCCUUCAAACGAGGAACUUCGACCUUGCUGGCCUUCAGCAUCUUCACGCAGUUGCUUCAUGGUUGCAUCUGGCUCAUAGCUGAGCGGCAAUACUGUCGCAAUGCAGUCCUGAUGGACGCAUCAGUGCCAAUUUUUUCGCAAGGGCGCGUCUACCAGCCACAUAUAACUUGGCUCGAAACCCAUCCGGCGUCAUUCAGGUGGUAGGGAACUGAGUUGCAGGAGACUCCUAUCUGCAGUCUCCCCCCGGUCCUCCUGUUUACCAUCUCAUCUGCUUUUUCACCUGAUGAACGAAAACGUGCGUAAAGGUCGGCCUAAACUACGUGGGUUCGCUGUCCAUGCAGCAGGCCCGGAUGUUUACUGUACAACAGCUCUUUAGGCAGUCCGUCUCAGCCGUUUAUCCAGCCAGGUCACAGGGUAGGUUGUGAAUCCCUGCUCCUGAUCCCAUAGCACGCUUAGUGAAUGAGCUUGCUUUUCAGUUCGUUUUGAGCACUGAUUUUGAGCCUGAAGAGGUAUUCAAUUAUCUGUAGGUAAAACGGCAGUGUCUGCGUUACGUGCAAGAUGACCGAUGGAAACCCUGGAUGCCGAUUACUGGAAACAGUCGCAAUCCUUUGAUUCUUACCCACCUAGAGUCAGCAAACAGCCUUAUAGGCGUUAAGUAACUCUCGUAAUCGUCCUGCAUGACUGGAUCUCGGACUGGCCGAGGGCUGACGCACAAAACCAGUCCUGCCAACUUGUGCCUUCCCUUUGCGCCCCACCCACGUAUGCCGCGUCAUAAGUAAACCCUGUGACAAUAGGAGUUCUGAGGUUCGCGUCCGCUAAUGGGGUUUUAAGUCCUAGAAGGCUUUUGACACAUCUUAGAAGUCGAUGUAUUUAGGCGCAGAUAGCCGAGGGUUAGAGAGUCACCCAAGACAGGAUAGGGUACAAUCCCAGGACAUCCAUGAAAAAGGUGGCUGGGUAUCCCAUCGUCCUAUAGGCCUUUAGGGAUAUUUACAUGUCUGUGAACUUAGUGAACGCGUUUACUCGCCGAAACUUCAACCGAGUAGGUGGUGAAUAAGGGCUGGGUGAAACAGUGGGGUCCCUGAGGGAUUUUUUAAAUAACGUUAUCAGUGAGUAAUUGCCGCGUUUUCAAAAACCAUGCUAUUGCCCAGCACUGCCACGGGUAAGACCCUCAAAAACCGCAACCUAAACCCGACCUAAAUUCUGCACCGUCCGCACGAACUCAGUGGGGUUGUCUAGGCUGCAUUCUAGUGGCCCCAAUGACUCAGAAAACUGCUCCCUCCGACAUCUCGGGCAGAAGAUUAUACCUUUGAUCAUAACGGGCAAGAAUCAGUUAGGCAGAUCUUGGUGUACAGCAUUGCUGCUUCUCGCAUGAACAAUAUGUAAUAGUCCCCUGGUUAACCGGAAAGCCGAACUUCAGGCCCUAGGUGACUUGAAUGAGGCUAGGAUGAACUGAGAUAGUCACCAGGGUCCAUUGAGGUUGUGGGCCCUAGGCGCUGCAGUGGGACAGGUUCGCCAAGAUAUUAUACAGAAAAUGUCCCUCCUAGUCGAUUUAUUUGGAAGGUAAUUAUGUUGCACUAAUAUUUUUUCAUAAAUCUUGCAUUCCCACAGGAGGUAAAGCGCAUUUAGCUAGGUUUGGGCAUCAACCUAAGAGCCAGCUUGAACCGACCGUCGUUGUUGUUUAUGUCCAACGGGGGGGGGGACUUACAGCAGGGUGGGAACAGGGACGGUAAUUUGUGCGUGAACUAGUUUAUAAUUGUUAUGACCCGCCUGGUACUUGAAAUCCCGUGGAGCGUAUACGCACUCGACCCUGGUCCCCAAUAUCAAGGCAGCAGACAAAGAACACACGGCUGGCCACGGAACGUGUAUUAGCAAAACACUGCAAGUCACGACUAGCUAAAUGUGACGCAUAUUUAUAACACGCUAUUGUGGUUCGCCGGCAUUCGGCCAGUGACCUUCGGGAAGAGGGGGGAGUAGCCAAUGGGAAGGCGCCUGAUUGAGAUGACAGCGCUGUAGAGAGAGAACAAACGCACGUGGUCUCCAGUGAUUGGUUUGCUCUUGUUUUUGGGAGUGUAGGCACCCAACAAUAAUGAUAGUAGACUUUCACAGCAUCUACCGCACCAUCGCCUCCUCCUCCAUCUGGACCCGGUGUCAAGAUCAAGCCGAGGACGGAGGUGUGAGAGGCCGCAUGUUGCUGGCACGGCGUAAUCCACACCUAGCCGUACCACCGCACACCCUGGUCCACAGAAAAAACGCAUGACCAGCAUUUUCAACGACAAAAAAGUGGCGGCUGCAGAGACCCCAGUUGGCUCAGCGUGAGCCUGCAAUUGAGCCUACCACAGCACCGCAAAUGCCGGUAUAUGUUAGGGGUGCGCACUUCCGAUAACGCCUGCCGGAAUCCGAUGUAGCAUCCGUGUUGCUCCAUCGCAUCGACUGCGUGGCCUGUUUUAGGGCUUGAGUCAGUGGCUUUCUGUGGUAUUCAAGGCCACGUGUGAUUUUGUGUUUGCCGGUCUGUCCUGAUUGCAGACCCGAUCAGUAAGCUUUUGUCUCCUAUGAUGGGUUAGGAUGUGAAUCUGAAAUUUCAGGCCAGUGAGACUUGCACAGACGAUCGGGUCUAAUUGCAUUUGAAGGCAGAGCAGCCAAGACAAGGCGGACUUUUCUCCUCUAGACAACUUUAUUGCGUGUUUGUCCUCCCCAUCAGUCUCUCUCUACCUCCUUGUGUGUUAUUUUCUCUUCUUUAGAAUGCCACUUCAACACUGAACAGUUCACCGUACUCUGCAAGAAGCAUUUUGUGUAUUCGUGA